AAUUUGUACUAUCAUUGUUCAGUAUAUAUACAGAUAUUUGUAGUUCCAAAUAAUGUGGAGUCCUACUGAUGUUGUAGUGACUGUUCGACAGGCAAGAAACUUGUUGGUUAAAGGAAAAAGUGGUUCCAAUGAAGCAUAUGCUACUAUUGAGUUCUGCAAAGAUAAAUAUUUAACCUCCACAGAUAAAUCGACGACUCCUCGAUGGUUCACACAGUGUUCAUUCACCCUGCCACAAGGUGGUGUCUUUCACAACAAGAUAGUUGUCCAUGUUACUGUAAUGAACAAGAGACAUGGAAAACUGGGCUUGGAAUCCGACGACUUUCUCGGCCAAGUUUCAGUCCCUUUAUCAGCACUCAACUCGUGUGACAACAAGGAACGUGCAAGAUGGUACGAGUUAAAUGGCAAAAAGAGUGGAAAUAAAAAAGAGAGAGGGGAAGUAGAGAUUUCAUUCAAAUUCAUCAGCCAGGAAAAGAGCCAAGUCCUCCCUGUUAAAAAAGAGAAACCAAUGAAGAUCAUCAGUACUGGCUUCCGGAGUAAGCUGCGAAGAAGAUCAGAAGAUGAGGAUUCAGGUGUCGGGAUCAGUGACGGGGAUCGAACAUCUAGCAUGGGAAGAGGCAGAUCAUAUGAGAAUCUAUCAAUGCCUUCAAUAACUGACCAGCCUAUGCCGACUCCGUUUGAAAGAACUUUCCGCACAAGUUCAACGAACAGCUCUCCUGGUUCAUUAGUAUCAGCAAGAGGGUCUGCAAAAUUAAAAAACAGCAACCUAUCUUCAAAAGCCAUGAGUGUAGAAGUGCUUCAUCGCCCUCCAACCAACCAAACCACCUCAUUAUAUCGGUCUAACUCAGGUGGCAACAGUGUUGGUGGUGGUAGUAAGAACACUUUACAAGUACCGGUGAUUAAAAAGCACAUUAGGAACCAUUCGCUGCCCGAAAAUCACUUAAAAACCGUUCUCGGACAACUGAGGAAAAAUGACCAAGCUUCAAAAAGUGCUCUCUGUGUGAAUGGCUCACAUUUCUAUGUACCAGGUACAGGUGAUUCUGGUCACGGUAGCAAUGCAAGCUCUCCUGAAGUAAAACCUCGAAGCACAUCUAUGACAGAUAUUCACAAAGCUGAUUGCCCCACCCAUAACACACUAAACAAGAACGAUUCAAACUCAGUGAAACGUAACGUCACACAUGACUCGAGCCAAAGUAGAAUGAAACCAAUCGCUCCCAUCACAGCUUUAUAUAAACCAAAAAAUUAUUAUCGUUUAGAUGUCAAAGAACUUGGAAAAGUGUCCACCAUACAUGAGGAACCAGACACUACAUUACAAACAAUGUCACAUAAAGACCUUGUUAAGUUGGCAAGCAAACAGAAGAUGAUAAUUGCCGACAAGAACCAAACUAUAAGGGAGUUAGAAGAUUACAUUGACAGCCUUCUAGUCAAAGUAAUGGUUUGUACACCAGAUAUACUGGAUGUUCAGAGCAGCCAUAUCACUAAACUGUGAACAUUGAUAUACGAUUAGGAAAUAUCAUUUGUAGAGAAAACGGUGCUUACGUAUUUUCAUAUCAAAUUUAUUUUUACCCCAUAGCGCUCACACCAUACCUUUUCUUUUUAUUGUUUUUUUUCAACCUUUUUUUCGGAAUGUUUUUUUUUUGAUCUGAAUCUGAAGCAAUGGAUUUCUACUUGCAUUGUUUUUAAGCAAUAAUCUGUUUUUGGGAAAAAACUAAAAUAAUAAAUUUUCAAUUUCUAUAGCAUAGUGUUAAUUUUAUCCCUGUGUUGCAAAAUCACAUCAGUGUAAUGUAUUAUAAACCCCUCGGUGAAUUAUUUACUUAUUCUAAUUUCUUUACCUUUUGCUCUUUUAACAUUUUUUUAUGGUGCACCAUGUUUGUCGUGCUUAAUGAUUAUAAAAAGCUGCAAGUUCGCAAAGUGAGUUAUUUUGCCAAACUUCAUAUUGACUAAAUGUUAUUGCGCUACAUGUUCACUUUUUUUAAAUAGCCUGUAUUUUCUUUAAUAUCAACCGUACAAAACUAUUUUUAUGUUAUUGCUAGUUUGUGUUUACCUUCUGUUGUUGUUCUGCCUUACCUUGAAGCAAAAUGUAUAUUUGUGAGAUUAAAAUAGUACAGUUCUGUAAAAGAAAUAAAACAAGACAGCAGAAUCUGCGAAAGU
This is a messenger RNA of Ciona intestinalis (vase tunicate), 2148 nucleotides long. The record is from RefSeq and is a predicted model, not a curated record. NCBI's taxonomy places the organism in Eukaryota, Metazoa, Chordata, Ascidiacea, Phlebobranchia, Cionidae.